AGUGGAGAGAUUACUUCCGGGGCGGUGUCGAGACGCUAUAACAGAAGUGACGUAUCAGCCCGGCGGCGUCAUGGAGCAGCAACUGCAGCAGCAGCAGCAGCAACUGAGAAACUUGCGAGACUUCCUGUUGGUCUACAAUCGGAUGACAGAACUCUGCUUCCAGCGCUGUGUGCCCAGCCUGCACCACCGAGCUCUGGACGCAGAGGAGGAGGCCUGCCUGCACAGUUGUGCUGGGAAGCUGAUCCAUUCCAACCACCGCCUCAUGGCCGCUUACGUGCAGCUCAUGCCUGCCCUGGUACAGCGCCGCAUCGCAGACUACGAGGCCGCCUCGGCUGUGUCAGGUGUUACUGCAGAACAGCCCACAGCCUCACCACCAGGCAGCUAGCCAACCCCAGCCCCAGGAGGGAAGGUACUGAAGGACCCAGUGGACCUUGGACUUGGUGAAACCUGGACAGAGAGGUUGAGGGGUACUGUUGCUCCUUUCCUGGAGCCAAUAAACCCGGUUUUUGCUGUUUGGCUUAAAUGAUGACUAGGGCACCUUUGUCUUGUUCCGUCAUUCAGUGGAUAUCUGCUGGCUUCACUUUGGCAGCUGAGAAUUUGCCGUCUGUGUCUAAAAGGAAAACCUCACUGUUCCAGGCAUCUGAUUAGAGCAGGUUUGUAGGUACAGUUCACAAGUUGAUAGUGCAACAGGAAGUUGGUUGCUGCUCACAUGACAGAUAAAAUGAAGGAUCUCUCUGGCUGUCUUUGAGUCUUUCUAAUUUAAAUGGCCAAGUAUGCAUUGGUGUGUAACUGUUUUUUCCUGGUUUCUGUCUUACAAAAAGAAUUCUUUUGAAUCUGGGGAAAGAAGGUGAUAUCAGCAACAGAGGGAAGGAAAAAAAAAACAAUUCCAAAAAACCCAUAGGGCUUUUAGGUAUUGCUUUUUAGGAAGUGAGUGGCCACAGAACACAGAUAAAGCCUGUAAGAAUUGGGGGUGUUCUGUAAUUGCAACCAUUUCCCCAGGUUAGUUUCUUAGUAUUUUCUUUCUUCCUGGGAUCUACACUAAAAUGUUUUAAUAAAGAAGAAGAUGUUUAUCUUCAGGGGCAGUCAAGAGUGGGGAAACUACAGUAUAGUUAAAUUUGAGGAAGACAAAUCUAAGGGAAAAGUAGAUGGUGGUGUUUAUUUAAAAAAAUAAAAUAAAAAGAAUAUCUGUGGAUCCUUUUUAAUGCUACAUUAAAGUUUUACUCAUGGCUUGUAUAAAAUCUCAUGAUUUCAGCUUUCCACCCUCUAUACCACAUUAUUUUCACUAUACGCCGGUGACUUGUAAUUGCAGCCUCUAUGUUCUUUUCCCAUUAUUGCCUUCCCCCUUGUAGAGAUUACUUCUGUAUUCACAGCCUGAAUGGCAUAUCACCCCACACCAUUUGCUUCCCCUUCACCUCCUUUUUGUAUCAUUGUGUUAUCUUCUAUUUUUGUAUCCAAGCUGCUAGAGAAAAACAGUAAUAUAAUGAAUGCCAUGGGAUAUUUAAGGUCGCCAAUCUGAGUCAAGCCCUCACUACCAGUGAGUUACCCUUUUAUGGGCUCUCGGUCUUUUCUGUCUUCUGACCACCAUGAUAGUUAUUUUAUACUGUACCUGCAUUGCUCUUGUCAACCCACACCACACCCUCAUCCCUAUCAAGUGAACAUUUUUUACAGAGACUUAGAGCUUCUAGACAUUGGCUCCCACAAUACUUAAAAAACUCCUUUCAACCAUCCACAAAGCAGAUGUUUUUUCCUACCUACAUUUCAGGAAGUUGAAAUUCUCAAGUAGCAGAACCUAUGGAAAAUGUAGAUCUAAACCAGAUGAGGCGGCACACACCUUAAUCCCAAGUAUUUGGGAGGCUGAGGCAGAAGGAUUACAAGUCAAAACCAGCAUAGGCAAUAUAGUGAAGUUCCGUCUCAAAAAAAUAGGGAUAUAGCUCUGUGCUUCUGGGAGUCAAUCCCAAAUAAAGUAGAUCUUACUUUAAAGUCUGUAUUUUUAGUUUGCUGGAUGUGGUGGUGCAUGCCCAUAGUCCCAGCACUUAGGAGGCCAAUGCAUAAGAAUCACUGCAAGGUCAAGGCCAGGCUGAACUACAUAGCAAGAUCCUGUCCCAAAAAGCCAAAAAUAAAUAAAGUUCAUAUUUUUAGUACACCAGACUGCCUCUCAGAAUCAUCUAUUGAGCACUCGCUUUUUGUAGGUUCCGAGGUUAGCAGAUUCUGUGCUUAAUCUUUACAACAAAACUGCAAAAGGUAUUAUCCCCACUUAACGGAUGAGAAGGCAAGAAUCACCUAUCUUAUGCAGUUACUUACUGAGAAAGGGGCUCUGAUAUAAAGUGUUUUACAAAGGUAAAAGUUGCUGACAGGAACUUCCUUACUGAGUAGCUUCACAUUUGCAAUAAAAUUUUCUUGAACUCAACUCCCAGAGACAGGAGAAUAGAAACCUAGAAAAUUGUGUUGCAGGUAGAAAAGCUCUACAUCAGUAUUUAUAUGUGUCCUUGCAAUAAAGUUCCAUUGUGAAUUAUCUGUGA
This is a messenger RNA of Chinchilla lanigera (long-tailed chinchilla), 2519 nucleotides long. It is a transcript of the gene Timm10b, whose product is annotated as translocase of inner mitochondrial membrane 10 homolog B (yeast). The record is from RefSeq and is a predicted model, not a curated record. The coding region runs from base 71 to 385 and encodes 104 amino acids. Gene Ontology annotation, cellular component: mitochondrial intermembrane space chaperone complex. The transcript has 3 exons. NCBI's taxonomy places the organism in Eukaryota, Metazoa, Chordata, Mammalia, Rodentia, Chinchillidae.